Molecule: messenger RNA, 1709 nt
Organism: Pomacea canaliculata
Lineage: Eukaryota; Metazoa; Mollusca; Gastropoda; Architaenioglossa; Ampullariidae
Exons: 8
Coding region: 503-1429 (308 amino acids)
Biological process (GO): homophilic cell-cell adhesion
Cellular component (GO): membrane
Molecular function (GO): calcium ion binding
Source: RefSeq, a predicted model, not a curated record
AAAUGAGCUGAGUGAGUGAGUGAGUGAGUGAGUGAGUGAGUGAGUGAGUGAGUGAGUGAGUGAGUGAGUGAGUGAGUGAGUGAGUGAGUGAGUGAGUGAGUUGAUUUGUUCAAUGAUCAAUGUGUCAGCCACUUAGUUUAAAAUGUAAACUGCAAAUUUAUGAUCUGCGAAUUUAAAAAAAGCAAACACAGAACGGUUUAAAGGAACCAGUCAUUAUUAAAUCGCUAACUGGAAUGAAAGAUUUUUUUGCCGUCAUGGGAGACAACUUUCAUUUUGUAGUGACAAUACUGUUUAAAUUUUUCUUUUCAAUGGCUGUGCUUCAAAAUAUUUUUUCUUAAAUAAUGUCCUGUUCGCAAACAAAGGCGGUACGAAAAUCGAAGGACAAUGUCAGACGGAUUUCGAAGAGUCACGUGUCGUUCGCACCAGCAACAAUAUCUUAUUUACAUAAAUAAUUUAGCUUUCAAUAUUAACAACAAAAUGAACGAACUAUAUUGGUUCUUCAAUGUACACGUCAGGUAUACUCACGCAACCAAACCAAGUCUCCCGAGGAUUCAAGAGAGUCAGGGCCAGCGCCUCACCAAGGAGUCACACGAGUGACUGUGAAUCCUGUCCUGCUGUGAGGAGAGUCCAAGUAUUUGGACGUGUGUUCGAGUCCCAGAUGGACCAAACUACAGUUGUCAUCAUCACUGUCUCCGCCAUCCUGAUGCUCACCGUGCAUGUUGACGCUGGUCCCACUGUGAGUUUGCAAACGGGGAACGCCGUCUUGCCUGUGGACACAAAACCUAGAACACUAAUCACUGAAGUCUACUGUUCACCUUCGUCCUCUUCGACAACUACGACUACUCCGUCGCCAUAUUCUUGCACCUGUAACAUCAACCCACCAACCAUACCAGUCAACGCUCCUUUCGAUUGCUGGAGACUGACUACAAACGAAAAUUACAAGGUGUACUUCAUCGGUACUCAAGCUGGCAGCACCAAACUGUCCUCUGAUGUCACGCCGUAUUAUCUACAGAUUAAGUGUACAGAUUGGACUGGUGACACUAUAUUACCGAACUAUCUGGAAGUGGACAUUUUGCCUAACCAACAGCCCAUCAUAACUGGUUACCCAGCAGUGACUACCAGUACUAUAGACGCCAAGAACACGGCGUCUGGAACUACAGUCUACACACUGACCGUUACUGAUAAUGAGCAGGAUGCUCUCUCCUACUCCAUGACCCAGAAACCUGACAGUGGCUACUUCACCAUCGGACCUAGCGAUGGGAUCAUCAGGACAGCAGUGGACAUGAAAACUGUGCCGGAAGAUACGGUCAUCUGCACGGUGUCUGUAUCUGACGGGAUCAACACCGUGAAAAAUUUCAUCGUCACCAUCAAACUGUCCAACCUAAACACUCGUCCUUCCAUCACCAACCUACCCGCAACGGUCAACUGACAGAAACACAGCGGCGGUACACGCUGACUACCUUGACCUUUACUGACCCGGAUACUACCCAGACUCUCGUGCCUGAGUGCUCUGUGGAGCCAGCAGACGAGAGCUACAAGUUUACAUAUGAAACUAACACUCGUCGCCUGAAGCUGGUCAGCCUCACGAGCGGCCAGAAGUUGCUGACUACGCAGACGACCAACAGAGUACACCAUCACCUGCUCGGUGUUCGAUGCUACCUGUACUCCACAGUUGACGUGCUGACCGUGUUCGUGUCCCAACAUCAACG